Molecule: messenger RNA, 210 nt
Organism: Bipolaris zeicola 26-R-13
Lineage: Eukaryota; Fungi; Ascomycota; Dothideomycetes; Pleosporales; Pleosporaceae
Exons: 1
Coding region: 1-210 (69 amino acids)
Source: RefSeq, a predicted model, not a curated record
AUGGGGGACGGGAGAGGAAACGAGGCGUACCCGCAAGUCGCUUCAUUGUUUUACUUAUCGGCUACCCAUGUCGAGAACCCUGGUAUAUUUCAGGCACGUUAUUACAACGACACUUCAUACUCUUGCACACAAGUCGACCUUUUUGACUUCAAUUGCGCCGAUACACCAGUGCCUUGUAUCACAUCCUUGCAAUGUAUGGAUUUCAAAUAA